AUGCAUUCCAGGUCUCUUACACCCGCCCUUUCCCUAUCGCCAGAGCCUGCCCACCACCACCACCACCACGCGCCACCACCGUCACGUCGGUCAGCCACUACAACCACCACCGCCAACGUCCAAGUCCCUUGGGUCGACCCCGCCAGACUCCCAAACUGUGGCGACACCUCAUCAAUAGCCGGGAACGCGCCAGACUACAUCAAACAGCUCAUCUACAACACCUACAUCGGGUACGGCGUGGGCGAUGAGGAUUGCUUCGGUUCAAAGGUCGGCAGAUCGGUCAAAUUCGUCGAGGUCAACAUCAAGAGGAAGCAUGAUCGAAAGAGUCGCCUCGAAGCCACCACAGUUGCUGAAAUCGAGGUUACAAAACAUAUGCUAAAUGGCGCAGGUAUGCUUCAUGGCGGCUGCCUCGCGUACAUCGUGGACAAUACACCACUGGUUGUGCUGGGUCUCGUACAAAAGAGCAAUGGUGUUGGCGUAACGCAGUCUAUGAACGUCUUGUUCCAUUCACCCGCACCUCUGGGCACCAUCCUCAAAAUCAUCAGUACAUCAGUCUCAUUAGGCGGGCGAGUCAUGUCUUCUAGAUGCGAGGCAAGUCCACCCCAACCAACUUUCCAUCUUCCUCCCUCUCGCAUUCCAAUCACUCAUCUGCGCCUCGUUUCUAGGUUAUCGAUAAAGAUUCGGGAAGAAUCAUAG
Messenger RNA from Coprinopsis cinerea okayama7#130, 696 nucleotides. RefSeq lists its product as hypothetical. The transcript has 4 exons. NCBI's taxonomy places the organism in Eukaryota, Fungi, Basidiomycota, Agaricomycetes, Agaricales, Psathyrellaceae. The record is from RefSeq and is a predicted model, not a curated record. Bases 1 to 696 code for a protein of 231 amino acids.